Messenger RNA from Chanos chanos (milkfish), 1089 nucleotides. It is a transcript of the gene mibp2, whose product is annotated as muscle-specific beta 1 integrin binding protein 2. The coding region runs from base 182 to 802 and encodes 206 amino acids. The transcript is spliced from 8 exons. The record is from RefSeq and is a predicted model, not a curated record. Lineage: Eukaryota; Metazoa; Chordata; Actinopteri; Gonorynchiformes; Chanidae.
GACUGCGGAGGAGACACACCGUCUUGCUUUCACCCAUAUUUGCGCUAUGGAGGAGUCUAGUAGUUGACGUUUCCUGAAACCUUCUCUUUUAAGCUUUCUUCUGUCCGAUCAUUGAGUUCCCUGCCGCAGGUCCUUAUCGGGUUUAUCGACGUUUUCCAGUUUCGACGCUCGCAGCUUCACGAUGAAGUACAUCAUUGGCAUUGGCGGCGUAACGAAUGGGGGCAAAACUACCCUCACAAACAAACUCAUCAAGGUCUUGCCAAACUGCUGUGUGGUUCAUCAGGACGACUUUUUCAAGCCCCAUGAUGAGAUUGAAGUUGGUGAAGAUGGCUUUAAGCAGUAUGAUGUCAUCACUGCUUUGGACAUGGACGCCAUGAUGAACACCAUCUAUGCUUGGCUUGAGAACCCUGUGAAGUUUGAGAGAUCACACGGCAUCAACAACACCCUGGACACUGAGAUACUCCCAGUCAGCCAGAAUAAGGAUGAGAGAAUUCAUAUCCUUAUUGUGGAGGGCUUUCUGCUUUACACCUACGAACCUUUGAUCGAAGUUUUGAACCAGCGAUACUUCAUUUCCAUUCCAUAUGAAGAAUGCAAAAAGAGGAGGAGCGCCAGGAACUACACAGUGCCUGACCCACCGGGUCUGUUUGACGGCCAUGUCUGGCCAAUGUACGUCAAGCAUAAGAACAUGAUGGAGGACUCAGGAGUUGAUGUUGUGCAGCUGGAUGGAACUCUGUCAAAGGAGGAACUGUAUAACAGAGUGCAUGGUAACAUCCUCAACAACCUUCAGAAGACUCUGCAGUGAGGAGAGGGUGUACGCUCUGCUCAGGAGGAGAUGGGUCUUUUUUUUACGCCUUCAUGACAAACAGCGUCUUGUCCUAGCGCUGAGGGCAGCUUGUUAGAAGCCGAGCUGUCAGCAAAGUCCCUCAGCGUCUACUUUUUAUCAUCAGCGUUCUAUGCUGCCUUACGUUUUUUAUAUCCUCAGUGUAUAUUUAUUGCUUUCUCAACCUACUCUUGAGUAAAGAUAUUACCAGUUAAGACAAUGGUUGCCAAUAGAAGCACAUGUCAAUAAAAAUGACCUCCUGCAAACUC